Molecule: messenger RNA, 1434 nt
Organism: Pleurotus ostreatus (oyster mushroom)
Lineage: Eukaryota; Fungi; Basidiomycota; Agaricomycetes; Agaricales; Pleurotaceae
Exons: 2
Coding region: 1-1434 (477 amino acids)
Source: RefSeq, a predicted model, not a curated record
AUGUCUGAAAAUCCAGAAUCUCAAACCCACUCUCAGCAAGCAGGCCUCACCAGCGGUGGCACGCACCCGGAACGCCCUCCGAAUCCUGCUACCCCUGCAAACCGUCCUCAGGAAUACGAUCCAAAUCCAACACCGCGCGUUGCAAGACUUGCAGCUGUUCAUCUCUGGGCAAUGGACCACGUCGAACUCGACAAGCUCUUUCCCAACAUGGCUCACGAAACCCGGGGUCAUUACAUCGGAGACGUCGACCCAAUCAAAUUUAUGCACAAGUUCUUACCAUGGAACAUUGACGACUCCAGUGCCUUCAAGAAAUUCAAGACCCAGAAGCCCUCUAAGAAGCAACUCACCGCUCUGAAAUCUAUGGCCACCAAGUCUGGGGAAAGUGACAUGAACCGUGCAUGUCACGCCGCCCUUCGUGGUUGGCCCAAGGCGUAUCGCGUACUAUCUCGUAAUAUCGACUUCGAAGACACCCACAACCAUCGAGACUCGUUCAGCGGCCUUGGCACGGACGAAGCGGUCUACAAUAGACAGAAACCGUGGAUCCCUCGCAAGACGAUGAUCAAAGUCGACUUUGCGAAUAUGCUCAGCUUCUUGGAACUCAAGCCAGAUCACCGCCGCGACGCAUUCAUUGACAGUGACCGCAAACCUUACCCAGGCCCUGGUCCUCAGGACGCUGACUGGGAGAAAGCUGGAGUGGUCUAUGACCACGAAAGGAGCGAUACUGCUCCAGAUGCUGCUGAUUAUUCGGCAGAACAAGCGGUAGAUGCUCCCGAUACGAAAGCCUUCGUCGCAGAGGACGAUCACGGAGAGCACCCCGCGAAUUCCCCAGAAGACAGAGUGGAGGUCAAGGUUGAUUCAGACCCCUCUCCUUCGGCUCGGUAUCCUUUCGAAAACGACACUGAAGGCGGAAGGAAGACCCGGGGGCAAAUUGCCAGCUACGCAGGCGUCAUCAUGGCUAUGCAGUUCCGAAGCCACUUGUUCAGCGUCCUUAUCUGUGGCAAGUACGCUCGUUUCAUCCGUUGGGACCGCUCCUGCGCCAUCGUCUCACGGCGCUUCGACUACACACUGUACCCCAACAUCCUCUUCAAUUUCUACCAUCGAUUCGCGCAGCUCACCGACACCCAACGUGGUUUGCUACCAUGCUUCAAGACAGCGAGCGAUACGGAAGCGUCGGCUGCGCUAGAAGCCCUCGCAGCAUAUGCUGGAACCGCCUAUGGGACCAUUGGAGGGGCAAAGUACAAGAAGCGCCUCAACAGGAAACGCAUCCCGCUGCUACACAUGGACUACAAAGGGGGUCCUUACGUGGUGCCAGCACCGACGUUCAAUGGAGGAAUGUUCUCUCCGUUUGGACGAGUGACUCGCAACCGCGCUGUUGUUCAAAUCACGAAAAAACGUCGUCAUGUUCUUCAAGGACUACUGGCGCGAGCAUUCUGA